AUGUCUCCUUCCCUUGGGCUUCAAGCCCGUCAUAUUCAGGAUAUGAUGGGCGUCGACGAGAGUAACUUGGAGAAGCAUUGGGGGUAUGCCGACCGAGUCGUUCCAUGUACCAACGAUCCUGGAUCUUGUGAAUACCUCGAUGCGAUCUACCAUGCCCAUGAUCUCUCUAUGCUCUACUCCUUCAUCAUGUGGGGGGUCAUUGGAGCCAUCGCUCUCAUUUGGGUCGUUCUCAGAAUCCUCCAGCCACAUCGAAAGAAGGGUUCCGAAAACAGCGAGGCUAACUCUGGUCGACUGGCUCAAAGCGGGUUAUAUCGAGCGAAAAGAACGAUUGGCGCAUUUGGGAGAAAGUGGCUCCUACCGGAGAGCUUCGUGAGCUUCUUUGGGCACGUAUCACGACUGCAACUAGUGAUCCUCGGCGUGAUCCUUACCUACCUCCUAAUCUUCUCGUUCGCUGGCCUGGUCUACAAGACCUGGGUCACCCCAAUCAAGAACUCGACCGAGAAGAACACACGUGUGACAAUGGGAGCAUUCUCGGAUAGGAUUGGAGUUAUUGCGUACGGACUCACACCCUUAGUGGUAAUUUUGAGUACUCGGGAGAGUGUUUUAUCACUCUUGACUGGCGUUCCGUAUCAGAGUUUCACCUUCCUACAUCGGUGGACCGGAAGGGUUAUCUUUAUUCAGUCUUUCGUGCAUACCCUCAUCUGGACCGUCAUCGAGGGGAAACUGUAUAGGCCGCAACCGACAGUUUUCCAGGAAUGGAUCAAGCAGCCGUACAUGAUAUUCGGCUGUUUCGCCAUGCUACUCAUUACCUUCCUCUUUAUAUUCAGUUGCAGCUGGGCGAUCCGCUUGACUGGGUAUGAGUUCUUCCGGAAAACCCACUACAUUGUCGCGGCUCUGUACAUUGGGAUGUGCUGGGGCCACUGGGCACAGCUUUACUGUUGGAUGGUGCCAUCUCUUGCUCUCAUGGCCCUGGAUCGCGCUAUCCGCCUCAUCAGAGUAGCAUUGAUCCAUCGUGGAGGAAGGGACCCACUCGCCAAACUUUCAUUCAAACCCGCGCAGGCCUCGGUACGGUUAUUUGCCAGCGCAUAUGACCCGACCGAUGCGGUCGUGAGACUCGAUUUCCAUCAGCCGCAGCAGCCCUGGAGUCCGGGAGAACAUUUCUAUUUAACCUUUCCGGCGCUCUCUAUCUGGCAAGCCCAUCCAUUGACCACGUCUUCCCUCCCGGUUCUUGGAGAUGGACGGGGUAUCAAACACACCUACAUCAUUCGCGCCUGCAAAGGGGAAACCGCCCGCCUUGCAGCCCUCGCCAGCCCUCUCGUCUUGUCCGUUGACAUGGACCAUGGUCCCUCCGAUAUCAAGAUCGAUGCCACAACCGAAACCCCUACCGUAAUGACCCCCGUCCUCCUCUGCGGGCCCUACGGCCACGCUCCGCUCGGCCCUUCCCUUGCAUCCCCUCCUUCUUCUGAUCGUCCGACCAACCUCCUGGCCGUGGCGGGCGGCACUGGUAUCUCUUUCUGCCUACCCAUCGUCCUCGAUGCUGUCGCCCAUCAGAAAUGCGCCAUGGUCGAGCUCGUCUGGAUGGUCCGCCGCAAAGAAGAUAUCGCGUGGGUGGCGCCGGAGCUGCGUGAACUCGCCGAGAGGGCUGCGGCUGCGAGUGGAGUGAGCUUACGGGUGAGGGUAAUUGCAACGCGGGAGAAAACGACGAGUGAAGUACUUAAGGACGAGGUGACUAUAACGGCCGUGGAAAAUAAUAUCGUGGAAAAGGAGAUCGAGAGGGCGAGCAGCAGCAGUGAUAGCGAAGUGACCAAGGCCGCGGGAGCAUUGGACCAUCGUCAUCCCCUGUCCCAGGAGCUGGUCAAUGGGUUCCUCAAUCGAGUAGCGACAGGACGAACCAUGGUCGUGGCGUCGGGGCCGGUGGGGCUCGGGAGGGAUAUGAAAGACGCGGUUGCAGCAAGAAACAAUCCGGUGCGAGUGUGGAAAGGGGACGAGUCUGGGGAUGUCGAGUUUGUGUGGGACGAGCGGCUCACACUCUAG
This is a messenger RNA of Eremomyces bilateralis CBS 781.70, 2034 nucleotides long. RefSeq lists its product as uncharacterized. Gene Ontology annotation, molecular function: ferric-chelate reductase activity. Gene Ontology annotation, biological process: intracellular iron ion homeostasis; copper ion import; iron ion transport. Gene Ontology annotation, cellular component: plasma membrane. The record is from RefSeq and is a predicted model, not a curated record. Bases 1 to 2034 code for a protein of 677 amino acids. The transcript is spliced from 4 exons. NCBI's taxonomy places the organism in Eukaryota, Fungi, Ascomycota, Dothideomycetes, Eremomycetales, Eremomycetaceae.